This is a messenger RNA of Dunckerocampus dactyliophorus (ringed pipefish), 2936 nucleotides long. RefSeq names its product VPS33B late endosome and lysosome associated (gene vps33b). The coding region runs from base 459 to 2297 and encodes 612 amino acids. Gene Ontology annotation, biological process: intracellular protein transport; vesicle-mediated transport. The transcript is spliced from 23 exons. NCBI's taxonomy places the organism in Eukaryota, Metazoa, Chordata, Actinopteri, Syngnathiformes, Syngnathidae. Gene Ontology annotation, cellular component: CORVET complex; lysosome. The record is from RefSeq and is a predicted model, not a curated record.
GUAGACUGCAGGCAGGAAGGCACAUUUUACUGUCUGGGUUGUGUGUGUGGGGGAGGAAUGAAACACCUUAGUAGUACGGUAGGUGGCGCUAAAAACCGGACAGAAGAACAAUGCAGAAGAACACGACACGCCAGACAAACCAAAGAAGAAGACGAAUAAAAGGAAGUAAAACUACGAUGCCCCGCCCCUAACCGCUGUCAAAAUUGAGCAGUUGUAGCCUUCCUCAACCGCCCUCUCCACUUUAACCCCUUUUUAAAAAAAUUAUUUAAACGGGAUUCAAAACUUUACUUGGGGGCCUGGACGAAAGCUACACUCCUAUUCACUCAAAACCGCGUUUGAUGUUGGGAGUUUGUUUUUAGCAUUUAGCUAAUGUCGCUAACGCUCACAAAAGCCAUUUUAGCUUUAAUGGUAGUCUUCUCUAGGUUUAGUGCAUAGAGGUCCAGGUCUGGUUCGGCACUAUGGCUUUCAGGGCUACCAAAGAUUCACCGGAGCUGCCCGAUUUCUCUCUGCUCAAGAGGCUGGCCAGAGAUCAGCUGAUCUACCUUCUCGAACAGCUUCCAGGAAAGAAGGACCUCUUCAUUGAGGCAGACUUGAUGAGCCCCCUGGAUCGUAUUGCCAAUGUUUCCAUUUUAAAGCAACACGACGUUGACAAACUUUACAAAGUAGAAUAUAAGCCUGUUAUUAGCACUUCAGAUCAGCUCUGUUUUCUGAUCCGACCAAGAAUACAAACCGUGAAGUGGAUAUGUGAUAUGGUCAAUGCGGACAAAGCAGCUGGGAAAUGUAGAAGAUAUAAAGUUAUAUUUACUCCGCAGAAGUUUUAUGCAUGUGAGACAGUUCUGGAGGAGCAGGGGGUUUAUGGAGAUGUGACAAUGGAUGAAUGGGCCUUCUACCUGCUUCCUCUGGACAAUGACAUUAUUAGUUUGGAACUCCCAGAAUUUUUUCGGGACAACUUUGUGGCUGGAGACCAGCGUUGGGUGAGGACCGCUGGCAGCGCACUACACCUCCUUCACUCCAUUUACGGGCCAUUUUCAAAGGUUUACGGAAUAGGACGGUGUUCAAAGAUGGCGUAUGAGUCAUGGCGAGAGCAAGUGGAAGAGGGAGACCAAAAGGUUCGGAAGAGUGAAAUAGGAAACGUUUUCCUUAUUGAUAGAGAUGUUGACUUUGUCACCCCCCUGUGCUCACAAGUGGUUUACGAAGGACUUGUGGAUGAUAUAUUUCGAAUCAAAUGUGGCUGUGUGGAAUUCGGGCCAGAUGUUUCCUCCUCAGACAAAAGCAUCAAAGUCAUGUUAAAUUCACAGGAUAAGGUCUUCAAUGAAAUCCGAAAUGAGCAUUUCUCCAAUGUCUUCAGCUUUCUAAGCCAGAAAGCCAGGAAUCUCCAGACUGCGUAUGAUAAGCGUCGAGGGAUGGACAUAAAGCAGAUGAAGACGUUUGUGUCAGAGGAGCUUAAAGGCCUGAAACAAGAACAUCGUCUUCUGAGCCUGCACAUCAGUGCAAGUGAAUCAAUAAUGAAGAAGAAAACAAAACAGGAUUUCCAGGAGCUGUUGAAGACAGAACACUCUUUACUCGAAGGGUUUGAAAUCCGUGAAUGCACUUCUUUCAUCGAGGAGCACAUCAACAGGCAGGUCUCCAUGAUAGAAAGUCUUCGACUGCUUUGUCUCCUGUCUUUAACAGAGAAUGGGCUCCUGCCAAAAGACUAUCGGUCAUUAAAAACACAAUAUUUACAGAGCUAUGGCGUGGAGCACCUGCUGACGUUCGCCAACCUCAGGCAGAUGGGCUUGCUUGUGGAGCAGCAGCAGGGGGAAACACUGACUGUCAUGGAGAACAAAGUGGGUAAACUGGUCAACGACAAAACUGCAGGGAAGCUGACAGAUGCCUUUUCUUCUCUGGCAAAGAAAAGCCAUUUCAGAGCCCUGAGCAGAAAGCUCAACUUGGUACCAAAGUCAGAUGAAGAAUAUGACCUGCGCGUCCCUCGAGACAUGGCUUACAUCUUUAGCGGCGCAUACGUCCCACUGAGCUGCAAGCUCAUCGAACAGGUCUUGGAGCGGGAUGGUUGGACUGGGCUUGAAGAAGUAGUCAGGUUGCUGAAUGGGAAUGAGUUUGUAGUCACAGGCAACAACGGAGCCAAAAACGAGGCACAACGCGUCGUCCUUGUCAUGUUCCUCGGGGGCUGCACCUUCUCUGAGAUCUCUGCUUUACGGUUCCUCGGUAAAGAAAGAGGAUAUACAUUUAUCGUGGUCACGACUGCAAUUACAAACAGUUCAAGACUUUUGGAAGCCUUGCUGGACAACCACGUAUGAUGACGCCCCUCAGCUCAUCUUGGUGGACAUCACAAACAUUCCCGUCACGUGCCGUUAGCCGUCGGCUGUCUGAAAUGGAAUACUUCCCUCCAGUACACUUCAAUAAGUACACUGCACUUAAUUUCUGAGUGCAUUUCCCCCCCGUCCGCUAUGUAGCCAAGAUAGCGAUCACCAUCGCUGCACAUGCUCAUCAUUUGGGGCGUGUCGACUGUAACAUCCGGGUACUGAUGAAGGUGCACUGACGAGUGCGCUUAAAAUGCUAGGUGUAGUUAUGCGAGUGCACCAAUUGAGAGACAGCGCCUCGUCAAACUGUGACAGUCUGCAUACGAAUGUUGACUUGUUGUCAAAGAUUGGAAAAGAAUUGUGUAAAUAAUGCGCAGUGUUCAUAAAUGUUUUAUUACAAUUGUGUUGUCAUUGAAAAGCUUGCCUGGGGUGGAUCAGACAGAACACUCACGUAACCCGGAGGAGAUCAAUACAGAAAAUAAUAUGCAGCUUGAUAGAAAAGGGAUUGCAAGCUUGCUGUGUUUGAUCCUUGCACCCCAGGGGCCAGUUUAUGGGGGCGGUGUUGUUACACAUUGUUUUUAGAUGGAUAGUGGACCUCCAGAGACCCCGCAAAAUAGAUAAGUGGACCAAAUAGGU